ACGAAUGAAUGUGUGGAUGGUUUAUAGAGGGACGUGUAAAAACCUAACGAGCACCUUGCUUUCUAAGCAUGGCAUCAAAGAAAAGUGAAACCGUAGACGAGCUCUCUGAGGACGACAGCACGCGUGACUGCGUGAAAAGUGAGCAAAUUUCAAAGGCAUUAUUGUGGUCAGUAAUUCUCUCCGCCCUCUUCGAAACAAUGCGUGGAGACUGCGAGCUUGUUUUUCCUUGUAAUGCUGCUGGACCAAAAUGAACUCCCUAAAAUGAAUUGACUGAGGUUUCAAACCUGUAUAUGUUUAAGAAAAAUAGACAACACAACUGUAGUCGAUUCAAUGGAAAAUGAUCAAUAGGAAGACAAGGUAGCUAGCGCAGCCAUGGAAAGGACGGGCCAUGGAAGAGGUGUACAGAAGCCACCUGUGGCCCCUAAACCGAAGGUUGUUCCACCUCCAAGACAUAUGCAGCAUCCUGUUGCUGUAAAACCUGCAUUCAAGCAAGAGGUUUCCCAGCUACAAAAGCAUGCUGCGAGACCUUUUUAUGCACCUAAACCUUGUCUUUAUGCAGUUCCCUUAGAGUCCAAACCCCUCACUUCGAGAGGUAUGCAUCAAAUACAUUUUAAGUCUUGGCAAGUGGAUUUACUGGAUAACACAAAUGGACAUCUUCCAGAAUACAAAAAUCCUGAACAAGAUUAUGACAUUCCAAUAAGUGUUUGUGCUGAAGGGAAAUGUCAUGACUGCUCACCUAAGGACAACAGCAAAAGACUCACCCAACAUGAAAUAUGUACUAAAAGAUAUGUGAACAGCAAAGCAGAGAAUUCUAGAAACCCUGCUGUCCGAAAAAGGAACAAUCAACACACAACUCUGGGAAUUAAGGGUCAAUCUCAUAAACACCCUGUACAAAACUCCACCAGUGCACUGCCUGCGCGAGCAAUAGUAAUUCAUGACAAAGUUCCCGCAGCUGGGACAUCUUACGAGAAUGUCCCAAUAGCUAAUGGGUCAGUAAUAGCUAUUCAGAGUGUACUUCAGAGCAGUGCUAAUGGUACUCAUGUUGUUUCAAUGAAGGAGAGUGUGCCAGUUCUGUCUCACAAGAAAGAAGGCACCACAGUUGCUCCCAUAAAACUUCCUGCCAGUGAGAACACAUCCCCAAGUGGAGUUGCUGAAAUUCAGUGUGAUGAUAUGAGACUGCCAAUAUCUUAUCCAGACUGGAAGUCUGUUUUGUCAGAACAGAGGCAGACACAGCAUGUGCACCUAGCUGGACUCUCUCAGAUCACAGGCAAGAAGGAGUGCAUGAGCGUGCAAGAUGUUUACAAAAAUGAGCAUUCAGUGGAUGAAGAACCUAAUAUGAAGAUAUACAAAUGUCAGUGUCCCACAGCAAUGAAUCUACCCAAGCAACCAAAGCCUAAUAGUUUUGCAGCAAAGCAAGUCCAUUAUCAAAACAAAGGAAAUGUCUCUACUGCAUCAAAGUUGGUAGUUAAACCCUAUCAAGACAUUGUGUCAAACAUCACAAAAUGGGAAUCUAAUAACAGCACAACCAAAAACCCAACAGGCAAAAAGCCUAGAACUAAAAUGCAGGCCAAGGCCAAAUCUUUUUCCCCAGCAGACAUCAAUCACCCUAAUGUCCAGAAAAAGACAUCUUCCCAGAAGAUAAUGGCACUUGACCUUUCCAUGAAAACGUUGCCCAUGUUUGAUGAGCAAACAGUGGAUGAGGACUGGCACUGGCAUGCUAGCAGGAACCAAAAUGGAACUUGCACUCAGGUCUCACUGUACAGAUCACACGAAGUCAAGGUGCAAGGCAAAGACUUGUUAUACAAGCAAGCAUUCUCAGUUCCAUCACAUGCCAUUGAGCAGAGUGUAGAUGAAGAAACUAAUCUGGUGGGAGUAGGAAAUGCUUUAGAAGAAUACCAUAUAUAUGAGGAUAUUCCAGACUAUGUAAAUGUUCCUUCUCUUAGUAGUGAAUAUAUACAGAUGCAACAACCUACCACAAUCCAGCAAGGACACUUAUCCAAUACAGAGGAGGACGUAUAUGAAAAAUUUGAUGUUCCUGGUGAAUUCAUUAACACCACAGUAGACCAAAAUUAUACUGAGAGGAAUGUGUAUGAAGAUGUGGAAAGCUCAGAUGAUACUGACUCAGAGGGGGAAACUGCUAACAGCUCAGAAGAAGACAAUAACAGUUCAGAUUAUGGCAAUGGGGAGUAUCAGAAUGAUGUUAAGAGGACCAAGUUGUUCCACAUAGCUAAAGAGAUCAUGACUUCGGAGAAAGUGUUUGUUGACGUGUUGAAGCUUCUAAAUAUUAGCUUCCGGGAUGCAGUGCUGAAGGCAUCCUUCCAGUUGGGCAAACCUGUGAUUGAGGAGCGUGUUCUCAACCAGAUCCUCUCCUCACUUCCACAGCUCUAUGAACUGAACUGUGACCUCCUUCGUGAGCUGGAUGACCGCAUGGCCCACUGGAAUGAGAACUCUGGUGUAGCUGAUAUAUUUUUAAAGAAAGGGCCGUAUCUGAAAAUGUACACCAGUUACAUUUGUGAGUUUGACAAGAAUGUGGCCCUACUGGAGGAACAAUGCAAAAAGAACCCAGCAUUUGCAAAAGUAGUUCGGGAAUUUGAGAGCAGUCCCUGCUGUGCUAAUCUAGCAUUGAAACACUACAUGCUGAAGCCCAUUCAGAGGCUUCCUCAGUACCAGCUCCUCCUAUCAGAUUAUUUAAAGAAUCUUAAUGAAAACUCUCCAGAUUACAAAAACACAAAAGCUGCCCUGAGCAUAGUAAAGGGAGUAACAAACCAUGCUAAUGAAAGCAUGAAACAAGGGGAUAACUUUCAGAAACUGAUGCAAGUCCAGUGCAGGCUCACAGGACAGCAUGAGAUUGUGCAGCCUGGCAGGGUGUUACUAAAGGAGGGAACCUUGAUGAAACUCUCUAGAAAGGUCAUGCAACCAAUAAUGCUCUUUUUAUUUAAUGACACUCUGCUGUAUACCACAUCAGUCCAGUCAGGCCAAUACAAAUUGAAAAGUAUGCUGUCAUUAGCGGGGAUGAAGGUCAGUAAACCCAGUCAAGAGGGUUAUCAGAAUGAACUGAACAUUGAAAGUGUUGAACGCUCAUUUAUUUUGUCUGCUAGUUCCCCAGCAAGUCGAGACGAGUGGCUGGAGGCCAUCUCUGCUGCUAUUGAUGAUUACGCCAAGAAAAAAAUCUCCUUCAAUUCAAGCAAAAGUCAUGAAGAGGGGGACAGAGAUGGCCCAGACAGCACACUUCAGCUGGGGUCCAAAGCUCCUAUCUGGAUCCCCGACCUGCGGACCUCAAUGUGUAUGAUCUGCACAUGUGUGUUCACUCUAACCUGGAGGAGGCAUCACUGCCGAGCCUGCGGCAAGGUGGUAUGUCAGGCCUGCUCUUCCAACAAGCACCCUCUGGAAUACCUAAAAAAUCAACCUGCAAGAGUGUGUGAUCAGUGCUUAGAGAUUCUGCAACAAAACAGCUCUGGUAACCAGACACCAGGUUCUUUUCUAUCUCCAAAUGCCAAACCCUCCAGUACAUUUCCCUUUAGAAGGCAGAAGAAGAUCCCAGCAGCCCUGAAAGAGGUUUCUGCAAACACAAAUAAGCCAUCCAUGAGUGGCUAUAUGGAAAGAAUGAAGGCCAAUAAGAAACCGUGGAAGAGGCUCUGGUUUGUCAUCAAGAAUAAAGUGCUGUACACUUAUGCUGCCAGUGAGGAUGUAGCAGCCCUAGAGAGUCUGCCUCUCCUUGGCUUCUCUCUCAGAGAAAAAGAGUCUGAAUCCUUCCAGCAGUUUUGGCUUUACCACAAAGAUGUGCUCUUUUACACCUUUAAGACAGAUGAUUCAAUUAUCUACCACAGGUGGGUGGAAGCUUUCCGGGAAGCUAUGGUCCUAUAGCUUUCACAGCGAUCUCGGUUAUCGGAUCCAGUUCCCGAUGCAAAACACAAACGCUAUGCUCAGUAUUUAAGUAUAAAGUAAUUAAUGGUUGAGUAUAUUCAUGUUUCAUUUUCUUGACACAAAUCCAGAAAUGUUGUGUUGUAAAUUUAAGCUAUUAUUAUUAUUAUUAUUAUUAUUAUUAUUACUGUAUAGUAGUGAUCUGCAACUUUAAACUUUAGGAUUCAGUAUAUGAUCUAAUUGACUAAGUUCUUCUUGUUAACAUUUUCGGCCAGCUGUAAUUGUUUAAUAUGUUUUGUAAUAUUUCAGGAAAAUCUUUUAUUUUAACUACAUAUUUUUAUAGCACUUUAUCCUCCCUUGUCUGCUGCAUGGAAUGGGUGGAGAGAUACAAAAACAUAACU
This is a messenger RNA of Electrophorus electricus (electric eel), 4262 nucleotides long. RefSeq lists its product as uncharacterized. NCBI's taxonomy places the organism in Eukaryota, Metazoa, Chordata, Actinopteri, Gymnotiformes, Gymnotidae. Gene Ontology annotation, molecular function: guanyl-nucleotide exchange factor activity; metal ion binding. The record is from RefSeq and is a predicted model, not a curated record. Gene Ontology annotation, cellular component: cytoplasm.